CUAAACCUAAAGUGUAAUCUGUUAAAAUUGAUAAAACAAGUUUACCACGCAAACAAUGGAUAUGUCAGUUAAUACCCAAAGGGAUUUAAACGAAAUAGUUUUUGAAACAAAACUUGAAUCGAGAUACAUUAAUUCUGUUUUUCAGUAUAUACUAUUUAAAUGUGAUACAAGAUGGCGUUUAUUUUUCUUUAUAGAACAAAACAAAUUAACUUAUGGUACAUUGCCGUAUCUAACAAACAAAAUGGAGCGGCAGAUAAUCAUUACCGAAACUCAUAUAAAGAAAGAGUCACAAGAACAUAUUGUGAAAUGUUACGCUGAAGAAAGGCAGCUGCUUAUUGUUGUUCUUUCAGGAGACGCUAUUCUUGUUACAGAUAGUGAAAUAUUUAAUAUAUUGUUAAACAAAAUAAAACGAAACAUUGCUGAGGGUCAACAACUCAUGAGACACAUGGAUACUGACAUUUUUCUAGCAACGUUUCCUUUUCAUAUAAAUCAUGAUAAAAAAUCAAAUAAAAACAACACCAAAAGAAAUGACAACGUAUCAACAGGUGCGUCUUCAAAACUAAGGCCUCUUACUCCUCGGCGUCCUCACUCAACAACCUUCAUUGAACCAGAUAAGCGUGACAUUUUUGAUGAGGAUAUAUCUGUGUCCACGAUACCAACUGACAAAAACGUAUACAAAAAUAAAUUACAUUCUCCUAACUCAAGACAUUUAACUGAGGGAGACAAAUUUCCUAUUCAAGCAGUGGAGAUUGAUGCAGGCAUGUUAUCAUUUGAACCAUAUCCCGGACAAACAUCUACAAUACUAUCGACUACAAGAGAAUCUGAACCAAGUCAAAGAGGUUUAUCAAACCCAGGGAACAGCAAUACUUUGAUGAGACAAGCAACGGUGCAAAGAAGUAUGGUAACCUCUGGUUCUGGAAUUCCAUUUCAUUUAAAACCAUCUAGAUAUGCAGAUUAUCAAGAUCAGAAGAAGAGAUAUGACUCAUUCCAAACUCCGAAAUGGUUGACUGAUAGCAAACCUGAUAUUAAUCUCCUAGUAGGAUGUGGAUUUUUCUUUACAGGAAAUAAUGACCUUGUAAGAUGCUAUCAUUGUGGUAUUGGAUUAAAAGACUGGAUUAAAGAUGACGAUCCCCUUGCUGAGCACGUAAAAUAUUCAUCAACGUGUGAUUUCCUCAUUUGGAGAUAUGGAAAACCCAAAGUAGAAAGAAUGAAGGCGGCACUGACAACUGAAAGUAGCAAUGAAGGAGAAUCCAGACCACCAGCACCACCAAGCUACCCAAUCAGAUCACCACGUUAUCAGACAAUGGAAGCAAGACUUGCAUCAUUUGAAAACUUUCCUAGCGCCAACAACAUACCUCAUCAACAACUUGCUGUUGCGGGUUUAUUCUUCACUGGACAAGGUGAUCUGUGCCGCUGCUUUACAUGUGAUGGUGGUUUAAAGGACUGGAGCCCUGGAGAUGACCCUAUCAAAGAGCAUGCUACGUACUUUUCAAACUGUCAUUAUAUAAACAAAUUGAAAGGACAUGAGUAUGUUCAAUUGCAGCAACAAAGUCGAUCAAGCAACGAAGCAGCAAUGGGUGCUGAAGGAGGCAACAAUACACACAAUACACCACAUCAGGCCACCGAAACGUCACCAAACCUUCCAAUAGAGAGAAUGUCUCUUCAAGAUUCGAAUUUAGAUAUGAGUCAAGUUGUUCAAAAUCUCGGAUAUUCAGAAAUGGAAUUCAUUUUAGCAAAAUCAGAAAUAGAAAAGAAGAAAGGUAGGGUUGUUAUCACUGUUGAAGAAAUAAUAAACACAUUACUUGAUAUGAAGGAUAGGGCAAAACAGUUGAAAGCUGGUGCCACUAGCACCCAGGAAAAUAAAACUGAUUUGAAAUCAAUGGUGGAGGAAAACAAGAAAUUGACCCGGCUGAUGUACUGCAUGUUGUGUGUUACUGGAGAGGCGGAUAUUUUGUUUAUGCCGUGUACACAUCAUCGGACUUGUCAUGAAUGCGCAGCAGAUCUUACUAUCUGUCCUGUCUGUAACUGUUUUAUAGAGGAAAAGAUUAAAACCUUCAGGGCUUAAUGAAUUUAAACAUAAAAAGUUAAAAGACACGAUAUGUGUUUUUUUUUUCGAUAGUCAUGAUUUAGUUAUCAGUAGAUGCAAGAUGUCAAUAAACAUGAAGAUUUAAGCUUUAUACACGACAUUCUAAAUAUUAUCCUUUACACUGUUUCUUUGUCAAAAUAGACACAUUUGAAAACAUUCAGUGAAAAAGUAAGAUUUUGAUUUACAAAGAAGAAAGAUUAGAUGAUACGUGUGCAAUAAGAGGGUUUGAUAAAAAUGAAUGUUUGGCGAGUUAAAGAGCUUUUAAACGUAUGAAUAUAUAAACAGUGAUCGGAAAUAAAGCUUAAGAGAUAAUUAUGAAAAAAGGGGAAAGAGAAAAUUACUCACAUAAGUCACCAAGAUUAAUAACAUAGCAGGAAACACAGGAAAAUACCAACAGAAACUUAGUUUUUCAAAGUGACAUAUUGUUAUACUUGCAAACAUCUCCCGUUGCUUAUAUCGAAUAAAGUACUAUAGUAAACAAAAACAAUGCAUGUAAAUGUAACAUAAGUUUAGUGUCUUUGGACUGUCAAGUGGAGUUUCUGGCUUCAAUCGUAUAAAUAUGUCACGAGUUAAUACACCAGCAAGGCCAUAUUCAGAAACGGGGUAACAUUAACGGGAAGUGGAAACAGUUAAGAUGUUUUUAAAACAAAGGUAUUAGAACUUUGGAUAAUGGAGAAUCUGAAGAAAGGUAUUUGAUGAUAAGCUUAACAACUAGAGUAGAAAAGGACGACAAACCCUCAUAAAAACAGUCUGUGAGAUAAUUUUAACUUCCACUCUUUGGAUGAAGACAGUGUACUUAAUAAAGUAUCGAGUUCGAAGGAAGAAACUGAAAUGCUCACAAUAUGUAUACGUGAAUGCAAACUAAAUCAGUAAUUGAAAUAUUGUAAUUAGUGAAAAUACUGAUACAGAUAUAUAAACAACUGAUAAUCAAAACCCGGGCAACGUUUGAAUACAUAUACGAAUGUGUAUAACAAAUAUCAUACACGUGACAAUCAUAGAAACUUAUUAAAGUAACUGACGCAAAUGAUGAAUUCUUAACAAUAAGAGAAGCGGGUAGAAAAAGUGGUGCGUGCAACAAACUUAUUGCUGAUUAUCUUCCGAAUACACUGUUGUAAAUAAGCUGUUUUAAUCAUUGUAAACGUAAGAUAAACUGUGAUCAUUAUGCUUUUAGAGCAAAGUAUCUCAAUGUUACAUUCCAUUAGGUCAUUGUCUGAUAAAAUGAGUUAUCAUUGUCUAACAAAAAGAGUUAUUUCGAUGUUCGAGAUUAUACAGAUCGUAGCUCUUUUUCGCGACUUUCAUCAAAGCAACACCAAGAGAUGUAGCAGAAAAACCACACUAUACUUAAUAGAGAGUACUGAAAAGAUGUAAAAGUUGUCCAGAACAGUUUUGGCAAUAUUACAAGGAUACACGUCGAUCAAUUUUAUUGAUAUAUGUUUGUUCAAAAUAUUUGUAUAUGUGCAACAUCCAAUAUAAAGGGUAAGGAAACGCUAGCCUAUUGUUGCAUGCCUCCCGAGACACUUUUAAGUAAUUCAUUUCCGGAGGUUAGGUAAAAUUCGAUGAGAAGUCUUUAUAGACAAAUGUCAUUACAUUUUAUGCGUGAAGAAUAUAAUGUUUAUAGACAGUUGUUUUAUGAAUGGCGUAAACACAUUAACUAUUAAAGCUACUGUAAAUAAUGCACAUAUAUAGACAAAAGAGUAAUGUAUAACCGUGCUUCAUCAGAUUUCCAGAUAUUUCAUUUCUUCAUUUUUAUGUCUAUUUCAGUUUGUCUAAAAUGCGCAUGCAUUAUACACACACCAAGGCAAUUUAAAGAUCAAUAAAUCGAGAACGUUUGCAUAUAUAAAUGGAUUUUUUUAAAAAAAGUAAAAUGCAUUUAAAUCAUUCAAAUUGUUUUCAUUUAUAAAUGUUUAUUCAGAUAUCACAUUUUAAGCUAUAUACUAGAAAUACAUAUUGCAUCAAUUUAUUAAGCGUUCAAUAAUGUUUCAUGGUAUCAAUUUAAAUACCAUAUCGAAAUUCCACUUCUUAUGUACACCAAAACUUCGUGGACUUUGUUGUGUAAAAUAUAUUUGAGAAAUUGAUUUGAAAUUUUUACACUGUAUGAAUUACAAAUAAACACAUAAAAAAUCA
Molecule: messenger RNA, 4210 nt
Organism: Ruditapes philippinarum (Manila clam)
Lineage: Eukaryota; Metazoa; Mollusca; Bivalvia; Venerida; Veneridae
Product: baculoviral IAP repeat-containing protein 3-like
Exons: 10
Coding region: 56-2065 (669 amino acids)
Biological process (GO): regulation of cell cycle
Cellular component (GO): nucleus; cytoplasm; spindle microtubule
Source: RefSeq, a predicted model, not a curated record